Musca vetustissima is the source of this 1806-nucleotide messenger RNA. Its product is annotated as transcription factor grauzone-like. The transcript is spliced from 4 exons. The record is from RefSeq and is a predicted model, not a curated record. Gene Ontology annotation, biological process: regulation of transcription by RNA polymerase II. Bases 10 to 1770 code for a protein of 586 amino acids. Gene Ontology annotation, molecular function: chromatin insulator sequence binding; zinc ion binding. NCBI's taxonomy places the organism in Eukaryota, Metazoa, Arthropoda, Insecta, Diptera, Muscidae. Gene Ontology annotation, cellular component: nucleus; chromosome.
UGAUUAAAAAUGGUGGAAUGUUUACUGUGUUUGAAAUCCAUAAAAGAUGUAGCUGAAUCGGAAUGUAUACUGGUCGAUUCGAUGCAAUGGGAAGAGUUGUCUAUCAAAAAAUUGAUUGAUAAACAUCUGUGGCCCAUAGACACCAUAACUCCUCAGUCAUGCCUUUGUCCAACUUGCUGGCAAGAAUUAAAUGGAUUUCAUAACUUCUAUACACGGAUCGAGGAGGCCCACAAUGAUUAUAAAUCGCUGUUGAAAGCCGAAAUAGAUCCAUUGGAGGAGGAAAGUAAACCCAAAGAUUUACUUUUGGAAAAUCUACUGGAACCUGAAAUAGUUAUUGGACAACCACUGGAUGUUGCCAUUGUUAUAAAACAAGAAAAUGAAGAGACGGCAAUUGUUCCAAAAAUCGAUAGUGAUAACGAGGACGAGAAAGAUAAAUCACAAUCUCUGACAGAUGAUGAUCGGGAAUUUAUGGAUGAUUUUAGUGGUAAUAGUGAUGAUAGCGAGGACAGUGAUAGUGAAGAUGAUUUGCCACUCAUACAAAGGUCAAACAAAUCGGCUGCUAAAACAAAAUCCGAUGUAAGCCUUGAAUCCGAUGAUGGUAGUAUAAAUCCCGAUCCAUUACAACCACGUCGACGGGGUCGUAAAAAAUCAACGUUUGACUCGAAAUCGAAUACAGCCGCGCGAAAAUCAUAUUAUCAACCUAAAACAAAUCGCCUGGAACAUGACAAAUUUCUGCAAGAACAUUAUAAAAUAACCUGCAACAAAUGUCAUUUGCCAUUCGAUACAUUCCCACUGCUCUGCAAACAUUAUAGUAAAGAGCAUAAUGAACGUGGAUUUGUGACAUGUUGUGAAAUGAAAUUUUAUGAUCGCAGUUUACUAGUGGAUCAUAUAAAUUUCCAUUUAAAUCCCGAAUACUUUAAAUGUAAGGAGUGUGGUAAGGUAUUAACACAACGACGUUGUUUGUGGGCCCAUAUGAAACUCCACGAGGAGAAGAAGUUCUGUUGUGAUGUUUGCGAUAAGAAAUUUGUACAAAAAUCUAAAUUGGAGAGACAUAAACUGACACACUUGCCGCAACAGGAGAAAAAAUAUCCAUGCAGUGAAUGUGGUAAAUUCUUUGGCAACGAAUAUGUUCUAACACAACAUCAUCGUGUGGUCCAUUUGAACAUCUAUGCCAAGGUGUGUGAAGUUUGUGGUCAAACAAUGCCCGAUUCGAAUUCAUUUAAACGUCAUAUGGAGAAGCAUGAUAAUAUAAGUGAACCUAAGACGGCCACACCCACUGCAACGGUUAAAUGUGAUGAUUGUGGUCUGAUAUUGGCGGGACCCCUUAAUCUGAAACGUCAUCGAGAUUUACAACAUCCUCCCGGUGGCAAACGUGAUUACACCUGUCAUAUAUGUUCGAAAGUAUCACCGAAUAUGAGAGCGUUAAAAAAACACAUACGCUGUACACAUGAAAUGGGAUAUGAUUUCAAGUGUACAAUGUGUGAGAAGGCAUUUAAGCGAUCGGAUAAUUUGAAGGCCCACAUGAGUACACACACCGGCACACCGCUCUAUUCCUGUCCAUGGUGUCCGAAAACCUUCAACUCAAAUGGCAAUAUGCACAAUCAUCGAAAAAAGGCUCAUCCCGCGGAAUGGGAAGAGGCACGACGUAAAAAGUAUUCCGGUAAUUUACCGCCUAAUUUUAAGCCGCCAACAACAACAUCAACAGCAACGACUACGACGAACAAUUCCUCCCAUUACUUUCCAGUAACAGUAAAUAUGAAUGGCAAUUAGUUGCAAUGAUUUUAUAUUAAGAAAAAAAACAAAUAA